AUGAAGACCGCCGCCGUCCUCAUCGCAGCCCUCUCCGCCGCCGCCUCCGUCGAGGCCGGCGUCCACAAGAUGAAGCUCCAGAAACAGCCCGUCGACGCCGACUCCUUCACCCACGGUGCCCACGGCCUCCGCCCGUCCCCCGAGCUCGAAGCGGAAUGGCUCGCCUUCAAGCACCUCGGCCGAGAGUACGUCGACCAGCUGCCCCUUGGCGGUAUGGGCGGUGCUGGCAGAAAGAUCAAGGGCAAAAAGCAGCCCGAGAUGACUGAGGAGGAGAAGGAGAAGUACUGGGCACAGAUGCAGGAUGGCGGUAAUGCGCACAUGCUCAAGGGCGGCCAUGGUGUUCCUUUGUCUGACUACAUGAACGCCCAGUACUUUGCUCCUAUCGAGAUUGGUACUCCCCCUCAGAGCUUCAGGGUCAUUCUCGACACUGGAUCUUCCAACCUCUGGGUCCCUGGAGUCGGGUGCACGAGCAUUGCCUGUUUCCUCCACACCAAGUAUGACAGCUCUCAGUCGUCCACCUACAAGGCCAAUGGCUCUGAAUUCGCCAUCCACUAUGGCUCUGGCUCCCUCGAGGGUUUCGUCUCUCAGGACACCGUCUCUAUCGGCGACCUCGUGAUCAAGAAGCAAGACUUUGCCGAGGCUACCAAGGAGCCCGGACUCGCCUUUGCUUUCGGCAAGUUUGACGGUAUCCUUGGUCUUGGCUACAACACCAUCUCUGUCAACCACAUUGUCCCUCCCUUCUACAGCAUGCUCGACCAGAACUUGCUGGACGAGCCCGUCUUCUCCUUCCGUCUUGGCGACUCUGAGGAGGACGGAGGUGAGGCCAUCUUUGGUGGUGUUGACGAGUCUGCGUACACUGGCAAGCUCCAGUACGUUCCCGUGAGGAGGAAGGGUUACUGGGAGGUCGAGGUCGAGAGCCUCGGCUUUGGCGAUGAGGAGCUCGAGCUUGAGGGUACCGGUGCCGCUAUCGACACUGGAACUUCUCUCAUCGUUCUCCCCACUGACGUUGCCGAGAUGCUCAACAAGGAGAUCGGCGCCGAAAAGUCUUGGAACGGCCAGUACACUGUCGACUGCAACACUGUCGACUCUCUCCCCGAGCUCUCCUUCAAGUUUGGCGGCAAGAACUACAAGCUCCAGGGUGCCGACUAUGUCCUCAAUGCUGGCGGUACUUGCAUCUCUUCUUUCACUGGCAUGGACAUUCCUGCUCCUACCGGCCCUCUCUACAUUAUCGGUGAUGUCUUCCUCAGAAAGUACUACACCGUGUACGACCUCGGCAGGAACGCCGUUGGUUUCGCCGACGCCAAGUAA
Cryptococcus wingfieldii CBS 7118 is the source of this 1308-nucleotide messenger RNA. Its product is annotated as saccharopepsin. The transcript is spliced from 6 exons. NCBI's taxonomy places the organism in Eukaryota, Fungi, Basidiomycota, Tremellomycetes, Tremellales, Cryptococcaceae. The record is from RefSeq and is a predicted model, not a curated record. Gene Ontology annotation, molecular function: aspartic-type endopeptidase activity. The coding region runs from base 1 to 1308 and encodes 435 amino acids. Gene Ontology annotation, biological process: proteolysis. Gene Ontology annotation, cellular component: fungal-type vacuole.